CGGGCAAAGCAUUCACCUAUCCACCUUCGUAAGACCGAGUCGUUGCGGUACGUUGUCAGAUUUAAACGGGUUAUCCGGUUUGUUUUAGUUUAUAGCUGUUUAGCUUCUUGCACAUUUUAACCGUUUACUAACAUCAAUAUGGAAAACUCUGAGUUUGUGAAUCUACCGAGCAGACGAGUCAAACCUGGACAACAGUUUCCAGCCGAGGCAAAUGGCGAAGUGUUUCAUACAACAGUCAAAAUGUUCAGCAUGGAAAAUGUGAGCGAACAUUUACUCUAUCGCAAAAAGAAAAUUGCGCGCGAGUUUGGUGAGGAGGGAGACGAUGAAGAUGACGACAGGAAUGCCUUCCGUAAUCAGCUGGCCAUAUUAGAAAGCGAACCAGAAGUCAUUACCGAACGGAACAGCCAAGAAAUGGAGCGCUGGCUGCGGAAACUUCACAUUGAGACGCAUCGCGCAAUCAGGGAAGCGACGCCGGCCACGACGAACCGAAUAGACGCCAUUAGUCACGUCUCAAAAACUGCCUCCAGAUUAAAGGGGAAUGCUUGUUCAAACACCAGCGGUAAAGUUCAUUCACAAUCGCAAUUACACCGAUCGACAGCCACAGCUGGAACAACAACAACUCAAAUCACCGAAAACACUGCGGAGGACAAUCACAUAGUUGCUACUCGUUCGAAACGGGCAACAAAACAAACGACAGAGCCCCGAGGACGAACAAAGCACAACAAGACGUCCCGCAAUUCUGGCGAACAAUCCAUCAGCGAGAAACCUACCACCAGCGAAACUGGUCCAGCCAUUCGUCUGAGCUAGGUUUCAAUUUAUUACGGCAUAUACUUAGAAAGUAAAGUAAAAUAAAAAUAAGUAGCCACCUGAUGGGUUCCAUACAUGGUUCCAUAUAACAGUCUUGUAAAAUAAAGAACUUCUCGUAAUGGCCUCUACACAGCACAUUAUGUACAGUAUAUUGUUACACAUCAUCAGUGCAAAUUUCUAUUUCACGUUGUAAAAACACAAGUUUUAGCAGAGUCAUAAAUAAACAGUUUGCACUUAA
Molecule: messenger RNA, 1045 nt
Organism: Daphnia magna
Lineage: Eukaryota; Metazoa; Arthropoda; Branchiopoda; Diplostraca; Daphniidae
Exons: 4
Coding region: 139-807 (222 amino acids)
Source: RefSeq, a predicted model, not a curated record